This is a messenger RNA of Dreissena polymorpha, 2621 nucleotides long. RefSeq lists its product as uncharacterized. The record is from RefSeq and is a predicted model, not a curated record. Gene Ontology annotation, molecular function: metal ion binding; ubiquitin-protein transferase activity. Lineage: Eukaryota; Metazoa; Mollusca; Bivalvia; Myida; Dreissenidae. Bases 56 to 1651 code for a protein of 531 amino acids. The transcript has 17 exons.
GGAAACCGAAAGUGUCAUUUACAGAUUUUCCAACUUUCGAUUUUGAAAAUUAGACAUGGAACCUCAGGUUUUCAUCAACAUAAAGGAUAUCCAGAAGUGUAACAAUAACAUUGUUAAAAGACUAAAGUCUCUAAACGAUUGUACGAAAUCAACAUGUCAACAAUGCCCAUUGGAUAUUGCAAGAAUAGCCAAAGAUGUUGCGGACUUGGAAACUAGAAUGGAAACACUCACAGCACACACAGAUGACACAAAUGAAUCAGAUAUUGCACGCCGAUUUGAUGAUAUUAAGUCACAACUAGACGAUAUACAAAGACUGCUGCAUUUUCCAGACGCCAACCAUGAAUCUAAAAAUGUCACUCGGAUUAUCAGGCAACAUAAAAAGUAUUACAUUCCUGGCAGAGAAGACACUUGGCGAGCAGUGGCAGAUAAAUCACAAGAAAGAGCAUUACCAAACACUGUCCGCUCACGAUUCAUCACUAUGGUACUGUGUUUGGACAUCUCCGAGAGUAUGUCGAGCAACAAUGGAUGGGGCCAGACCUUGGAGUUUGUUAAUGAUUUCCUAACCGAACUAAAAGAACUGAAAACAAACGACGAAAGAUUGUUAGAUGAAUACAUUGCUGUGACAACAUUCGGGCACGAAACAAAGUUACAGACGGCACUGACGAAUAAUUAUGACGAAAUUAGAGAGACCAUACAGGGACUUAUAUUAGGCGGACCGAGUCCGCUUUAUGGCGGCUUGUUAAUAAGCAUGGCAACAGCACAUAUUGCUAAAAGAAGAUACGUUCCAAAUAUAAACGGCUUAAAUUUAUCUCCGAGAAUAAUUGUAAUCACUGAUGGCUGUCCAACGGACACAAUGCUGCAUGCUGGGCCUGACAUUCAGGACGAAAGUAAAGUGGAACAGACCGAGUCUCACCUAGCAGAAGCUGUUGAAGAAAUUGAUAAACGAGACUUUGAAUUGUUUUUCAUCGGCGUUGGGAAAUGCAGAAAAACGUUCAUACAAAACAUGUCGACGCUUUGCCAGUCUAAGAUUUACUCGUACAAAGAUGGAAGGAGGCUUGCUCGCUUUGGGUUCUUUGAGUCACAGUUGGCUACACAUGGACUUGCUUUGACUUUUUCGUUAACAAACAGGCUCUCCGUUUGGGAUGAGGACGAUAUAAAAUUCAUUCGUGCUGACACGAAGAGACGUUGCGAAAGGCAGUACGGGCCAUUAUGUCAAGAGAGUAAUGACGCUAGUCUGCUGUCACUUGGAACCCGGGUACGCAGGGGACUAGCUUGGAACGAUGGAAACUUUGACCUUAAUGGGCCUGGUACUGUCACCGGACAUUUUGAUGGGAAACUAUUGGUCACAUGGGAUUUGAAUGACCACACAAGCAGCUACAGGUACACCAGGGAAUGUUGUGAAGUGCAAGCAGUGGAUGAACCAAGAGUGCUAAAUCCUGCUGAGAGAAUGGAGACGGGUUGUAAAGUAAAACCAGGUGGAGAUUGCGUAUCACGGGAAAUAGGUAACUCAAACAGAGGAGUUGUUCUGAGAGUGGAAACACCACAUGCAACGAUCAGGUGGGAUAACGGGCAUAUAGGGAAAUAUUGUUAUGGUGUGGACACCAAAAUUGAAAUCGAGCUUGAGCAAAUGAGCACCCCAGAAGGAGUAUAAUGACGGUACUGGUUCGAUUGACAUCAAAUUAAAAAAACACAAGACAUUCUGGAUUGUCCAGACUGCGCCAUUAUUUACAAUGGCUUACCUUUGUUACCAAUUGCAUGGGAAUGUGAUCAUACGUGUUCUUUAAGCAAUGCAAAGAACAUGGAAGAAUUCUAUGAUAUGAAAAUGUCGUAUUUCGUUUUGAAAAAGUUUUUUUAUUGAAUCAAUUGUCUCAUGCACGUGUUGUUCUGAUGAAACAUGGAUUUUUUUAUGAACCACAAUAAAUGGACUUUGUUUGUAAUCAAUCAUUUAUUAUCUUUCAGUAUAUUAUAUAGCUAUAUAGCUGUUAUUCUUAUUAUAUACACGCUUCGGGCAAUCUUAAAUAGUGAAUACACUGGACGUUUUUCUAAUUGGCGUUUACAUUUGCUUCAUAAAUAAUACUAAUUGUUUUGAUCUGUAAAUGUUGACAGCAAUCUUGAAGUUUAAAUGUAGUGUGUCUGACAAGAACUAGAUGGUGUUGUUCUGUGUCUUCAGUGGGUUAGGCUUAGCUGAGAAAAUCAUCGGAGUACGACACAAAAGGCAUUUUUAUUUAAAUACCUUAUGCGCCAUACGUGUGAUCAUUGUAAAUGUUGUUUUAUUUAAUAAUUGUGAAUGUAGUGAUGUUGGUGGAAUUGUAUGGUCUUUUUUGGGAAAGUGUUUACUUGCCUUAAAUACAAGACUUGUUAAUGAUGAAAAAAAUUUCUCCGGGGUUUCAAUAUAACUUUUUAAUUUGUACUUUAUAAACUGUAAACAUGGAGCCUAAAGAGGUGAGUUGUUUUGAUUUUCCACAAAUAUGCUUUACUUAGAGAUUUUUCUCCAAAAAAGCGCCAUGCUUUUCGACCAAACACACAGUAUGUAUGGUAAAUUUGUAAAUAUAGAUUAUUCUUUAGAAUCCGUCCCGAAAUCGUUUUCCUAGUUCUAUCCUUAAUAAAAAAUAUUGUUAGCA